Debaryomyces hansenii CBS767 is the source of this 1470-nucleotide messenger RNA. RefSeq lists its product as uncharacterized. The record is from RefSeq and is a predicted model, not a curated record. Lineage: Eukaryota; Fungi; Ascomycota; Pichiomycetes; Serinales; Debaryomycetaceae. The transcript has a single exon. The coding region runs from base 1 to 1470 and encodes 489 amino acids. Gene Ontology annotation, cellular component: cytosol.
AUGAUGGAAGAGGAGCUUUAUAAAAGUGUUAUAGUAACUGCCAAAAGUGUUCGAAGUGUCUUAUUAGAGGAAACUUCAAAUGUGGAGGAUUGUCAAAAAAAUUUAAAUGCUUUGGGUCAAAUUGUGUCAGCAUCAAGUCAAUCACAAGAGUAUAGAUCACAAAUUCUAGCUAAUAAUGGCUUGCCAGAUGUAUUAGUAGAAAUCUUAAAUAGGUCAUUUCAAGAUAAUGUACCAACUGAGGAAUUAAAAUUCACAUUGUACAUUAGGCUAAUGAGAGGAAUACUCCUUCUAGCCAGAAACUUAGUUAUCACUAAACAAUUUGUUGAAUUUAGUUCAAUCCUUUCUAGUCUUGAGAAUUUUAAUCAAAAGGUUUCACACAAUAAUGAAUUCUAUCUGAAAACCCUCGUGGUGUAUAUUCAGUUUCUUGCAAAUAUGAGCCAAAUUACACGAGAGCAGAAUAUUGUUGCGGAAAUAGUCGAAACAUUCUUUAAGAAUGAAGAUCUAAUGUCCUUGAUAGCAAAUGACGACCAGAUGAAGAUGCCUUUUGCAGCGUUUCUUAAAAAUAUUUUACUGAAUUCGGAUAAUCUAUAUGAUGUAUUGACUCACGAUGAUACUAUCUUGAGGUAUACUAUAAGUGAAUUAGACAAGGCAGAUAUUCAUAAUGAAGACUUAGAUCAAUAUUCUUCCUUAUUGAUAUUAACAUUUCAAAAUAUAAUAGCCCAUGAAACAUAUAGCAAAUGGUUGAAAAGAAUUGAUUGCGAAAGUGCCGAAUUUUCAAGAAUAAUGAAAUUAAACCAAGUUAUUGUUACAUCAAAAGAAGAUUGGGAUAACUAUCAACUCACAGCGAUGCUAGCAUGGAUUUUUGAUAAUUUUUUGGUGUUCUCUGAGAUUUCCAAAAGUAUCUUGUUAUCGCUGAUUUAUGAUCCACUUGAAUUAAAAAGAGUUCAUCUAAAUUUAAUCAUUUUAUUAGAUUGUCUAUCUGACCUUGGAAAAUUUGAAGCUACUAAACAAUUUUUAGAGCAUUAUAAUGCUAUUGAAGAAUUGAUAUCCUUGUUGAGGGUAGUGCACGAAAGUGUUGAUAGAAAGACAUUAAAGAAUAAAGAGAAAAUAGAGGAAACUGUAGGUAAGAAAGAGUUUCCACAAGUUAAAUCUUUGAUUAUUGAAGUAAUUGCCUUUUUAGUGCAUGGUUCAUUCGAGAUACAAGAAAAAAUGAGAGAGCUACAUGGUUUAGAAUUGGUCUUGUCGAAUUGUAUGAUUGAUGACAAUGAUCCAUUUAUCAAAGAAAGAGCAAUUGUAUGCGUAAAAUUCUUACUAGCAAAUAAUGAGAAAAACCAACAAUUUGUGGCAGAUUUAGAGGCAAAACAAACCGUUGAUGAUGAUGCGCUAAAAGAAGUUGGAUACGAAGUUCAAAUCGAGGACGGAAAUGUUAAGUUAAGAAAAACUGAAAACCAAAAGCUACAAGAAAUAUAA